This is a messenger RNA of Acanthopagrus latus (yellowfin seabream), 2826 nucleotides long. It is a transcript of the gene lin9, whose product is annotated as lin-9 DREAM MuvB core complex component. Gene Ontology annotation, cellular component: transcription repressor complex; nucleoplasm. The coding region runs from base 241 to 1902 and encodes 553 amino acids. The record is from RefSeq and is a predicted model, not a curated record. The transcript has 15 exons. Gene Ontology annotation, biological process: DNA-templated transcription; regulation of transcription by RNA polymerase II; regulation of cell cycle. Gene Ontology annotation, molecular function: DNA binding. NCBI's taxonomy places the organism in Eukaryota, Metazoa, Chordata, Actinopteri, Spariformes, Sparidae.
AAACUAGCUAACUUUUUGCCUGUUCACACCUGAAAUUUGUCAUUUCAGUCGAUGUUGAACGUUGCUAAUAAAACUCAAUAUUAUCUCCGGGUUGUAACCUAGUGUAACGUUAGCUUGGGUAGCUCGUUUCGUUGACAUGCUCUGUCCAGCUGAUGUUACGUCCGUGCUUGACAGCUCAAAUUGGGGGUUAAGGCCUAACUGACUGCGCUAGCUUCAUCUAACUUCAGUGAACCUAUCUGUAUGUUGUCAGUGUUUAAAGGGCAGUGUCGUAAGCGUCAGCGACUUGCAGGCUCCUCAGCAGAGGCUCUUGUCAGUCUGAAAGAAGGGAGUUUGUCCAACACUCUUAAUGAAAAGAACAGCUUCCCAAGAGCUCACAACACCAGGGGACGACAUUCCUCCCUCACGAUGGACACGCCCACACGGAGCUCAAAAAGGAGCCGUCUGUUUCGGGAUGAAGAUGAGCAGCCCCAACAGCGUGUCCCUUCCAGAUCCCCUCGAAGGAGCCAAAGGGUCAGCACCACACCACAGAAAUUUUCAAACGUGGUCACACCAGAUAAAAAGGCAUCCCAGAAAAUCGGGCUGAGAUUAAGAAACCUACUUAAGCUACCUAAAGCUCACAAAUGGUGCAUCUAUGAAUGGUUCUAUUCCAAUAUUGACAGGCCUCUCUUUGAGGGCGACAAUGAAUUCUGCCUGUGUCUCAAGGAGUCUUUCCCAAACCUGAAAACAAGAAAGUUGACAAGGGUUGAGUGGGGAACCAUCAGGAGACUGAUGGGGAAACCUCGACGGUGUUCGUCUGCAUUCUUUGCUGAGGAGCGGACAGCGCUGAGGCAGAAGAGGCAGAAGAUGCGCCUGCUCCAGCAAGGAAAAAUGUCUGACGUGUCAAACUGCAAAGACCUUCCAGAUGAAAUCCCCCUGAGACUCAAUAUAGGAACAAAAGUCACUGCUCGACUCCGAGGCGUCCAUGAUGGGUUGUUCACAGGGCAGAUCGAUGCAGUGGACACCAGCGCUGCCACCUAUCGUGUCACUUUUGACCGCAGUGGCCUGGGAACACACACUGUGCCUGACUUUGAAGUCCUGAGCAAUGAGCCCAAUGAGACCAUGCCCAUUUCAGCUUUUGCCCAGAAGCAUCGGACGACACGCUACAUGCAGAACCUCAUGACUCCGCCUAGAGGGCCUUACCCGUCCGCUACCACUCCUGUCCUCAUGGAGAGUGACCCUCUCAUCAACCAGUCACCAUGGAGGAACAAACUACCAGGUGCUGAGGGAGAUACUCUGGGAGGAUUUCCUGUCAAGUUCCUUGUCCAAGUGACAAGACUGUCCAAGAUUCUAAUGAUCAAGAAGGAGCACAUCAAGCACUUGAAAGAAAUGAACACAGAGGCAGAGAAAAUGAAGUCGUACUCGAUGCCUAUUGACCUCGACUUCCAGAAGCGAUAUGCUACCACAGUACUUGAGCUCGAGCAGCUCAAUAAAGAUCUCAACAAGGUGCUUCAUGAAGUUCAGCAGUUCUGCUGUGAUCUUGCUCCAGAUCAGGGCAUGGUUCCAGCUGACCACCCCACAGAGCUGCGGCGGCGUUGUGAAGAAGAGGCCCAGCAGAUGGUGCAGCUGAGCAACUCGACGAAGGACGGACAGCAGAGUGUGACCAACCCCAGCCUCACACACCUUAUCUCCCGACUCACGGCCCUGCUGCUACAGAUAAAGUGUCUGGCAGACGGCGGAGACCUGAAUUCAUUUGAGUUUAAAUCUUUAACAGACUCACUUAAUGACAUCAAGGCAUCUAUUGAUCCCUCCAACCUCAGUUGCUUCCAGAAUAAUGUCGAGAUCCAUGUGGCACACAUCCAGAGUGGCCUUAGUCAGCUGGGCAACCUUCACGCGUUUGCAGCAAACAACACCAAUGCAGUCUGAGUGCCUGCAUCAUCCACACCACACGCAGGUGCACGCACACACAGAGUUGUGGGCCAUUUUACUUUUGAGAUGGUGCUCUCACCUGAACUGUUAGAAGGCUGCAAAGGCAAAAAAAAAGUUCCCGUGAAUGUUGUGAACCACCACCUGAAUGAGGAUGUCCCAGUGAAACGACUCGGAGCCCUGCCCAGACUCCUGAGGCUUUGUGCUGAUGCGAGGGAGGAUGUCAAAAGUGUUUUACCCACCUGUUUUAGUGUAUGAAAAUGUUGGCGCACCCAAUCAAACACAAACCUGAAAGAGUCUUAAACUGUUUCCACAAGUUUGAAUCUCCAAACUCAAUGGUUAUUUAUUGGUUUCAUGUGCCAAACAUUGAUUCUUACAGUUUUUAUAGUCCAUAUUUAUUUAUUUUUAGUAGAUGUGUAUGGUUCUGAAACAAUAUUUUGCUAUUUCUGAAGUUCCACCCCCCCACCCCCCUGUAAGUGUUGUGUUCUGUUGCUCCACUGAUGGUAAGCACAGGGAGGCUAAAGAAUGUUUUAUAAAAUUGUUUAUUGUAGAUAAUUGUACAAUAUCUCUGAUUAUUAGGACUAUUGUCAACAUUUCUGCUGUGUACUCAGAAAUGGAUUUUAUAAUUUUGUGUGCACUGAAAAGAGAUUUUGGUAUUUUUAUAAAGGAGAACUCUGGGGUUUUGAUGCCUUUACCCCCUAAGAUGAUCUUAGCAUUUCCAUAUUUGGCAUGGCUGUUGCUGCAACCCCCCCCACACACACACACACUAAGCCUGCAUCACUGAUGUAACCUCUGAAGUCAAGUCAACAGUUUUUCCUAGAGAAUCUCCUUUUUCAGUUUUGUAAAGUUGUAUAUGAGAGUGCCUCAGGGCAGUUGUAUAUAAAUGUUUCUGUCUUUUUAUAUUAAACAUAAUAUUGCAAAGCA